UGUCAUGUGUUUCUUUACAUAGAAGGGAAAACAUGAAUUGAAAAAUGCCAAGGAAGAUAGAGAAGGUGGCUCUCUACUCUGGGGAGUUACCUAAAGCUCUCUUUUGGAAGAGGGGGAGUCGAAAGGCUGAUGAACCCUCCUUCUUCAGAGCACUCUCACCUGGACAGAUCCCAGACAUGAGGAUGUUGAAUAACAAACGACUUCCCUGUCAACUUCCUGUAGCCACAAGGGGGUGUCCUCAAAUGAACCACGGGAAGAUAAAGGAGCUAGAACACCUGGUGGAGGAUUUAAGGAAAAACAUAAAAGAGCUUCAACUAAAAAAUCUUUCUUUGACAAACUCGGUUGAGAAAUUCCAGCGAGUUAGAACCAAGAAGAAAGCUGAGAUGAAGAAUCUCAAGAUGGAGGUGCAGACACUCAGACAAGCAGCUUGUGAUGGUGCUUGCCAUAGAGGUCUGGACAGGAAGAGGGUAGAGAACAGUAGAGAGAGAGUGACCAAGAGAAGGGAAGAAAGAGAGAUGUACAGUGAUGAGAUGUACACAGAGACAAAGGUUGAUAAGCAGACAAAGCAGGAUAUUGACAAGAGGAAGAUAGGGAUAGACAGCUUGCGAGAAAAGGAGAAAGAGACACGGAGUGAUGUGGAGGAACGGGACAACAUGAAGAGGCACAGAGACAAGCUGCAGUGUGAGAUCAAGGGGCUGAAAAGUGAACUUCUGCAGAUGAAAAUGAAGAGGGAGAAGGCCCAAGAAAAAUAUGAGAAGGAUAAAAUAAAAGCAAGGCAAGAUGAAGAAAGAAACACAACAGAGUCACAGUGCCGGGCAGGAAAACGCAGAGAAGUGUUGGGAAGGGGAGAAAUGGAGAGACGGUUGAAAGAGCAAUCGUUAGAAAAACAAAGAGAGCAUGAGACACAGAGGGGGAUGGAAAGGAGAGAAGAAGAACUGACGCAAAGAGAGGCUGGGAGACAAAAGGAGAGACCAAAAGCUCUGGACACAGAAGGGGAGGACCUGCAAAGAAAACUAGAAAGAGAGCAUGAUAGACAGAGAGAUAUAGACAGACAGCGAGCGCAAAGACGAGAGAAGGAGAUGGAGAGACAGAGAGAGCUAGAAAGAGAGAGUGAGGAUGCCAGACAAAAAGAAGAUCUUCAGAGGGAAAUUGAAAGACUUGAAGAGAAUGUAAUACAAAGCGACAUUGAACGUCAACAAGAAACAGAGAGACAAGAGGAGAGGAAAGAGACAGAAAGAACUACAAAUAUAUAGGGAGGAUGUAAGACAAAAAAAGGCACUGAAAAGGGAAGUUGAAAGAAUUGAAGAGAUGGAGAGACAGAAAAAGACUGAAAGACAGCAGGAACAGGAGAGACGAGAGAAGGAGAGGGAGAGACAGAGAGAACUAGAAAGAGAGAGUGAGGAUGCAAGACAAAAACAGGUUCUUCAGAAGGAAAUUGAAAGACUUGAAGAGAAUGCAAGGCAAAGAGAGAAUGAAAGUCAACAAGAUAAAAUGAGACUAGAAAAGGAGGAAGAGAGACAAAAACAGAUGGGCAAAACGAGUGAGGAGGCAAGAGAAACAGAAGCACUGCAGAGGGACCUUGAAAGACAGAGAGAGACAGAAAGAAAGUACCAUCAGGAGAGACAAGAGGAGGAAGAGAGACAGAAAGAGAUGGAGCUAAAGAUGGAUGCAGCAAAACAGAGAGAGAGGGAGGAGGAGAGACACAAAGCAGACCUGCAGAGGGAAGUUAAGAGACUGAAAGAGACUGAAAGACAGCAAGAACAGGAGAGACGAGAGAAGGAGAUGGAGAGACAGAGAGAACUAGAAAGAGAGAGGGAAGAUGCAAGAGAAAAAGAAGCACUGAAAAGGGAAGUUGAAAGACUUGUAGAGAUGGAGAGACAGAAGGAGACUGAAAGACAGCAAGAACAAGAGAGACGAGAGAGGGAGAGACAAAAAGAACUAGAAAGAGAGAGGGAGGACGCAAGACAAAAAGAGGAUAUUGAGAAAGAACUUGAAAGACAAAAGAAAAUUGACAGAAAGGGCAAACAGGAGAUGGAGGAUGCAAGAGAAAAAGAAGUGCUGAAAAGGGAAGUUGAAAGACUUGAAGAGAUGGAGAGACGAGAGAAGGAGAGGGAGAGACAGAGAGAACUUGAAAGAGAGAGUGAGGAUGCCAGACAAAAACAGGAUUUUCGGAAGGAAAUUGAAAGACUUGAAGAGAUGGAGAGACGAGAGAAGGAGAGGGAGAGACAGAAAGAACUAGAAAGAGAGAGGGCGGAUGCCAGACAAAAACAGGAUUUUCAGAAGGAAUUUGAAAGACUUGAAGAGAAUGCAAGGCAAAGAGAGAAUGAAAGUCAACCAGAUAAAAUGAGACUAGAAAAGGAGGAAGAGAGACAAAAACAGAUGGACAAAACGAGUGAGGAGGCAAGAGAAACAGAAGCACUGCAGAGGGACCUUGAAAGACCGAGAGAGACAAAAAGAAAGUACCAUCAGGAGAGACAAGAGGAGGAAGAGAGACAGAAAGAGAUGGAGCUAAAGAUGGAUGCAGCAAAACACAAAGAAGAGCGUCAGAGGGACAUUGAGAGAUUUGACGGGCUUGCAGAACAUCGAGGGAUUGAGAUGAAGGGAGAACGGCUGACGGGGGAGAGGAAAGAGAAAAGACAAAAAGAAAUGGAGAGAGCAAAGGAGGAGGCCAGACAAGAAGAAGACCUGCAGAGGGAAGUUAAGAGACUGAAAGACAAUGAGAGACUGCAAGAACAGGACAGACAAGAGAAGGAGGAAGAGAGACAGAAAGAACUAGAAAGAGAGAGUGAGGCAGCAAGACAAAAACAGGAUUUUCGGAAGGAAUUUGAAAGACUUGAAGAGAAUGCAAGGCAAAGAGAGAAUGAAAGUCAACCAGAUAAAAUGAGACUAGAAAAGGAGGAAGAGAGACAAAAACAGAUGGACAAAACGAGUGAGGAGGCAAGAGAAACAGAAGCACUGCAGAGGGACCUUGAAAGACCGAGAGAGACAAAAAUAAAGUACCAUCAGGAGAGACAAGAGGAGGAAGAGAGACAGAAAGAGAUGGAGCUAAAGAUGGAUGCAGCAAAACACAAAGAAGAGUGUCAGAGGGACAUUGAGAGAUUUGACGGGCUUGUAGAACAUCGAGGGAUUGAGAUGAAGGGAGAACGGCUGACGGGGGAGAGGAAAGAGAAAAGACAAAAAGAAAUGGAGAGAGCAAAGGAGGAGGCCAGACAAGAAGAAGACCUGCAGAGGGAAGUUAAGAGACUGAAAGACAAUGAGAGACUGCAAGAACAGGACAGACAAGAGAAGGAGGAAGAGAGACAGAAAGAACUAGAAAGAGAGAGUGAGGCAGCAAGACAAAAACAGGAUUUUCGGAAGGAAUUUGAAAGACUUGAAGAGAAUGCAAGGCAAAGAGAGAAUGAAAGUCAACCAGAUAAAAUGAGACUAGAAAAGGAGGAAGAGAGACAAAAACAGAUGGACAAAACGAGUGAGGAGGCAAGAGAAACAGAAGCACUGCAGAGGGACCUUGAAAGACCGAGAGAGACAAAAAUAAAGUACCAUCAGGAGAGACAAGAGGAGGAAGAGAGACAGAAAGAGAUGGAGCUAAAGAUGGAUGCAGCAAAACACAAAGAAGAGUGUCAGAGGGACAUUGAGAGAUUUGACGGGCUUGUAGAACAUCGAGGGAUUGAGAUGAAGGGAGAACGGCUGACGGGGGAGAGGAAAGAGAAAAGACAAAAAGAAAUGGAGAGAGCAAAGGAGGAGGCCAGACAAGAAGAAGACCUGCAGAGGGAAGUUAAGAGACUGAAAGACAAUGAGAGACUGCAAGAACAGGACAGACAAGAGAAGGAGGAAGAGAGACAGAAAGAACUAGAAAGAGAGAGUGAGGCAGCAAGACAAAAACAGGAUUUUCGUAAGGAAUUUGAAAGACUUGAAGAGAAUGCAAGGCAAAGAGAAAAUGAAAGUCAACCAGAUAAAAUGAGACUAGAAAAGGAGGAAGAGAGACAAAAACAGAUGUACAAAACGAGUGAGGAGGCAAGAGAAACAGAAGCACUGCAGAGGGACCUUGAAAGACCGAGAGAGACAAAAAGAAAGUACCAUCAGGAGAGACAAGAGGAGGAAGAGAGACAGAAAGAGAUGGAGCUAAAGAUGGAUGCAGCAAAACACAAAGAAGAGCGUCAGAGGGACAUUGAGAGAUUUGACGGGCUUGCAGAACAUCGAGGGAUUGAGAUGAAGGGAGAACGGCUGACGGGGGAGAGGAAAGAGAAAAGACAAAAAGAAAUGGAGAGAGCAAAGGAGGAGGCCAGACAAGAAGAAGACCUGCAGAGGGAAGUUAAGAGACUGAAAGACAAUGAGAGACUGCAAGAACAGGACAGACAAGAGAAGGAGGAGGAAGAGAGACAGAAAGAACUAGAGAGAGAGAGGGAGGAGGAGAGACACAAAGCAGACCUGCAGAGGGAACUUGAAAAAAAGGGUGAAAUCCAAGAAGAGCAGCGGACUGAAGCAGAGGACCACAGACUUGCCAUGGAGACAGAGCAACAACAAGCGGUCACUGAGGAAGAAAGGGGUGAGGUUGGAGAAAUAGAACAAUCUGAGCAAGACAGCGAGCAGGAAAGGAAAAGGCUGGAGACGGAAAGCCAAGAGGAGGAGAGAAAAAAAGAGAUGGAAAUAAAAAUGGAGGACAGGAGGCAGAGAGAAGAGAAUAGAAAAGCCAUGGAGCUGAGAUGGAGACAAAAAGGAGACAGGAGAUGGAAAGAGAAAGAACUGAAGAGACAGAAAGAGCUUGAGAAAAAGUCAGAGGAAGAGGUAAAACAACAUGAGGAGAAAGGAAACGAGGAGAAAGAGAGGAAGGAGGAGGAAAUGAAGAGACUAAGAGAGAGGGACAAAACCCAGUUGGCCAAGUUAUAUGAUAUGAAAGAAAAAGCUGCAGAUAACUUUUGGCUCCAAACAACAUUGGACAAGCAAAUAGAGUUAGUUAAAGAUAGGGAGAGAAUUAUGAGAGAGGAUGAGAAAAUGAAAGAAUCAGAGAAGAGAUGGGAGGAGGAGGAAAGACAACGGCAGGAAUGCGGACAACAGUCAGAUGAGGCAACACGACAGUGGCAGGAGAAGCAUAGACUAGCAGUCAUGAGGAGAAAGGAGAAAGAGAAUAGGAGAGCCAUCGAGGAAAGGAGUCAGUACAGGAGAGAAGAGGAGCAGAGAAAAAACGAGAUGGAACAAGAAAUGAAGAGGGAAGAGAAACGUAAGGAGGAGAGAAUAGCAGAUACCAAGGAGGAUUGCACAGUAGUAAAGGAGGACGAUGCAGAAAUGAAACAGAAAAGCAGAGAGAAGGUUAAGAAUGCGUGGGAGCCAGAAAAGGAAGUGACAGAGAAGGAAGUGACAGAAAAGGAAGUGACAGAGAAGGAAGUGACAGAGAAGAAAGUGACAGAGAAGGACGUGUCAGAGAAGGAAGUGACAGAGAAGGAAGUGACAGAGAAGGAAGUGACAGAGAAGGAAGUGUCAGAGACAAAGAAAGAGAAGAAACAUGGUUUCUUGAGCCAGUUCUGGCAGAAGGUAAAACCAAAAAAGAAGGCAACAAAAGAGGAGAAAAAAAGAGCCAGACUGGCUGAGAUUGAAGCGUAUGUGGACAAACUGAACAUGGAGGCCGACCGUAACAUACAGGCCUUUGAGGAUGAGUAGUCUACACCUUCAGUUGGGGCCUCAGCUCUAUAUCGUGUCUAGAAGGAUGGACGACAUUCUGCUGCUGACCUUGAUCAACAGGAACUCUACAACCUUUCCACUACAUCUACAGAAUUUUCCUCAAACAUGAACCUUAUCAACCUUGAACCAAUGAAUCUUAAUAAAGUUGAUGUUUUGACCACAUGCUUCUACAGUGCAAUGUUGAUUCAAAGUAAAGGUUUUAUUGAUGCAUGGCAACAACAACAAAGAACAUCAUCAACCGUUAACCUACGCUAACCAACACGUCCUCCUUCAGGGUCCAUGAACUACCAUGUGAUGACACAGCAGGAGUUGGGUUUAGCUCAGUGGAAGACAGCCUGGAAGAAACCAGGCUAACCACAUUGUGGGAGAUCGCCCUCUCCCUGAAUGUGCUGCUUUGGAUGUAAAGCUGUUAAAUGUUAGAUUGUGUGUAUGUAAUGAGGAGAUGGGUUCAACACUGAGUCAGCAGGGGGAGACAGAACUAAAUUGAUGAUUGAGGAUGUUGGUACUGAGGUGACAGUUGUGAUGUCACUCUGGUAGCCCCGCCCUCCUCCUCUUCAUGUACAGGACCAUGCUGACUGCCAGCAGGUCAUCAGGUCGUCACACAA
Osmerus eperlanus (European smelt) is the source of this 6278-nucleotide messenger RNA. RefSeq names its product trichohyalin-like. The transcript has 10 exons. The record is from RefSeq and is a predicted model, not a curated record. The coding region runs from base 1309 to 5652 and encodes 1447 amino acids. Lineage: Eukaryota; Metazoa; Chordata; Actinopteri; Osmeriformes; Osmeridae.